AUGCAGAUCUCCACCGUUCUCACUGCCUCCGCUCUCGCUCUUGCGGCAUCCCCCUCCUUCGCGGAGAAGGAGUUCUGUGGUGAGAAGAACUUGACGCAGACGGACGACUACAUCCUCUACAACAACCUGUGGGGCGCCUGGGACGACCCCAAGGGCUGGCAGUGCACGGGUCUCGACAGCGUCGACGGCUCCACGAUCUCCUGGCACACGCGCUUCAGCUGGAACGGAACUGCGUGGCAGGUCAAGUCGUUCGCGAACGCUGCGCUCCAGUUCGACCACGUGCCCAUCGCCGACGUCACGUCGAUCCCCUCCACCAUCGAGUACGACUUCCAGUACGAGGGCAAGACUGUCGCCAACGUUGCGUACGAUCUGUUCACCACCUCCAAGAUCGGUGGGGACGCCGAGUAUGAGGUGAUGGUGUGGCUCGAGGCGAUCGGUGGGGCGGGCCCCCUCUCGAACACCGGAUCUGCUAUCAAGCACGUGACCGUGGGCGGCGUCGACUUCAGUCUGUACCACGGCAAGAACGGCAACAUGACCGUCUACUCUUACGUAGCGGCCAACGCUAUGAACAGCUUCUCCGCGGACUUUAAGCAGUUCUUCGACGAGCUCCCCGCAAACAAUACCAUCGCCCCGACUCAGUACCUGAUCAACGUCCAGGCUGGCACGGAGCCCUUUGUCGGCAAUGGUACCCUGACGGUGUCCAAGUACUCGGCUGCAGUCCACACGGCCGGCGCCAACUGA
Phytophthora sojae is the source of this 741-nucleotide messenger RNA. RefSeq names its product putative hydrolase. Gene Ontology annotation, molecular function: cellulase activity. The record is from RefSeq and is a predicted model, not a curated record. Bases 1 to 741 code for a protein of 246 amino acids. The transcript has a single exon. Gene Ontology annotation, biological process: polysaccharide catabolic process. Lineage: Eukaryota; Oomycota; Peronosporomycetes; Peronosporales; Peronosporaceae.